AUGAAUACACUUUCUAUUCGUGGUCAACAAAUGGCUGCAUGUGUAUCUCCAUUAAUAAAUAAUUAUAUGGCUGUUCAAAAAAAUCCUUAUGAUGAUGAAUUAAAUCCUAAUGGUAUAUGUAAUUUUGGUGUUGCAGAAAAUUAUUUAUGUGAAGAUGAAUUAAUAUCAAAACUUGAAUCAAUUCAUAUAUGGGAAAAAAAUCAUAUAUAUUAUCCAAAUUCUUUAGGUCAAAUAUCAUUACGAAAAACUUUAUGUAAUUUUUUUCAAAAAUAUUUUCAUCUUAAUUAUCAACUUGAUCCACAUCGUAUGAUAAUUUCAAGUGGUUUAAGUGGUGUUAUGUCAUUAGUAAGUUUUCUUAUUGGUGACAAGGAUGAUGUUUUACUCAUUGCAUCACCUUACUAUACUGCUUUUGAUCAUGAUGUAUCAGCAUUAUCAAAUUGUGCAAUAUUUCCAUGCCCAUUACUUGAACAAGAUACGGGUAAAUUUACAUUUUCAGUUGAAAUUUUUCAACAUGGUUAUACUAAAGCAAUAAAUCAAGGUCUUCAUCCAUGUGGAAUUAUUAUUGUUAAUCCACAUAAUCCAUUAGGUGAUAUUUAUGAUGAAGAAACAAUUCGACCUGUGUUAGAAUUUGCUGCUGAAAAACAAUUACAUGUUAUUAUUGAUGAAAUUUAUGCAUUAAGUAUAUUUGAAAAUGAAAAAACUUUUCCAUCAUUUUUAAAUUAUAAAUCUAUUAUUGAUCCUGAACGUACACAUUUUGUUUGGUCAUUAAGUAAAGAUUUUUCAUUAAGCGGUUUACGUUUAGGUGUACUUUAUGCUGGUUCAAAAGCAUUAUGUUCAUGUGGUGCAGCAGUUAAUUUUCUUCAAGUACCAUCAACUAUCGUUCAAGAAAUUUUAGCUGUAGCUUUAUCUGAUUAUCAAUGGAUUGAUUCAUAUAUAAAAUUAAAUCGUUUACGUUUAACAACACAAUAUGAAAAUGUUAAAAAACAAAUUGAAAAUAUUGAUUCACGUAUAUAUGUUCGACCAUCAAAAGCUGCAUUUUUUCUAUGGACUGAUUUUCGUUCAAUAUUACAUGAAGUUACAUUUGAAGAAGAAAAACGAUUAUUUCAAAUUAUAUUUGAUCACGGUGUUUAUAUCGUAUCGGGUUUUUUUCUUGGAUGUUCUCAACCAGGAUGGUUUCGUAUUAUAUUUUCUGUAAAAGAAACAUGGAUUGAAGAAGGGAUUAAACGAAUAAAACUAGCAUUAGAUGUUUAUCGCCAUUCAAUAAUUCCUUCGAAUGUAUAG
Adineta steineri is the source of this 1281-nucleotide messenger RNA. Lineage: Eukaryota; Metazoa; Rotifera; Eurotatoria; Adinetida; Adinetidae. The record is from the annotation of a GenBank genome assembly.